CUGACUGCGGAGAUGAAGGUGGAUGUGUGGCCUGGUGGAACUGCAGCAGGAACGCAGAUUUGGUCUCAUUCUAAGUGGAAGGCAGCCUCGGAUCCCAAGUACCACUUCCGGAACCAUUUGGAACUGGAGCUGCUGAAACAAACUUUAUGUCUUCGGUGCCUUGAAGUUAAUAUUUCCAGAUACAUUUCAGAAAUUAAGCCUUUGCCUCCCAACAUCAAAGAUAGACUCAUUAAAAUAAUGAGCAUGCGGGGCCAAAUAACAGACUCAAAUAUAAGUGAGAUUUUACAUUCUGAAGUCCAAAGACUCUAUCUACAGAGCUGUGACAUCUCAGAUACUGCUCUGCAGCACCUGUGUAAUUGCCGAAAACUGAAGGUAUUAAAGUUAAGAUCCUCAAGAGAAAACAGAGAUUGCAUAACUUCAGAAGGAAUAAAAGCGGUGGCUUCGUUCUGUUCGGAGCUGUGCGAGCUCUCUUUGAAGGGCUGUGGCUGUGUCACUGACGAAGGAGUCCUUGCUCUUGCACUCAACUGCCGACUGCUAAGGAUCGUUGACUUAGGUGGCUGCUCAAGUAUUACUGAUUUGUCCUUACAAGCACUAGGAAAAAACUGCCCAUUUUUGCAAUGUGUUGACUUUUCGGCAACUCAGGUAUCUGACAGUGGUGUGUUUGCACUUCUUAGCGGACCAUGUGCCAAAAAAAUAGAGGAGAUUCAUAUGGGAUAUUGUGUAAAUCUCACUGAUAAGGCUGUAAAAGCUGUCCUGACUUCCUGUCCUCAAAUAUGUAUAUUUCUCUUCCAUGGAUGCCCCCUGAUAACAGAUCAUUCACGAGAAGUCUUGGCACAAUUAGAAGGAUCAAGAAAACUGAAGCAAGUGACAUGGUCUGUUUAUUGAUGGUCAAACAACUUUUCCAAGAAAUGAUGUAUAAAUAUUUGCAUUUCAUUAAUUUAUUAUUACUUAAACCAUAACUCUUAAAAUCAUCUCAACCUUAGUAUAUACAUGUUUAUACUUUGAAGUUGGUCAGAUUCAACAUGUUAAUACUGCUGUUGUAUAUUUGUUUGAUGAGCCAUUGUUUCCCCGCCCCCCAUGGAAAACCCCUCUUGUUUAUUUGAUUAAACAAAAAUUAAAAUAAGCUGCAUAGGAA
Jaculus jaculus (lesser Egyptian jerboa) is the source of this 1135-nucleotide messenger RNA. RefSeq names its product antagonist of mitotic exit network 1 homolog (gene Amn1). The record is from RefSeq and is a predicted model, not a curated record. Gene Ontology annotation, molecular function: protein binding. Gene Ontology annotation, cellular component: SCF ubiquitin ligase complex. The transcript is spliced from 7 exons. The coding region runs from base 13 to 885 and encodes 290 amino acids. NCBI's taxonomy places the organism in Eukaryota, Metazoa, Chordata, Mammalia, Rodentia, Dipodidae. Gene Ontology annotation, biological process: SCF-dependent proteasomal ubiquitin-dependent protein catabolic process.